CACAAACCCGGCACACCCAAUCCAUCGAAACCCAUGCUGCGGCUGUCCAUGCAGGCGGUGCUGCGCUCAAGCAGCCUUCCAAAGAACUCGCUUCUGCAUCCACAUCACUCAUUCAGUGCGUCACCGUUGCUUCUGCGUACCGUGUCGACAAUCGUCCCAGUGCACACGACGCCUCGUAAGAAGAAACGAAAGGGAAACCAGCAAAAUGUCGCCAAGUCGCCGGCACACGACAACGCACCCAAUCAGCCCGCAAUGAAGGCUAACACAACAGCUUUGGACAGCAUCGCCCAGGAUCAGGCCCAAGAUGCCACCGGCGACGACUUGGCUGUGUCUUUUAAAUCCGCAUCAACGACGCCGUUUGCCGAAAGCGCUAAACCUGCCUCUGCAACGUCGCCUUCGAAACGUAGCGACAACCAAGCGGCGGCUUCUACAGACCUGGUUGUGAGUGGCCAAAAGAGUAAAAACGAGGGCAAGAAGCAAGCACUCCCUCCCACCAAGCCAGCGGUAUCGCCGUUGGUGGAAGAAGCUCAGGUAGUCAUUGGCCUGCUGGAGGACAUUGCUCAGCGACAACGCGCGCUGCCGUCAGCUGCACAUGUGACGACCAUGCUGAACUAUACAUCGCGCGAGCACGAAGACACAUUUUUCAAGCUUUUUGAGCUGUACCGAAAGCACGGCAACCCAAACGUGGACUCGACAUUCCUCGUGCCAGGAGUCGUGAAGUCUUGCGAAGUCGGCAACUCGAAGCAAGCUGUGGCCAUCGCGAUGGACAUGGUGAACAAUGGCCGAAAAGUUGACCGCCAUACACUGCACUUGAUCCUGCGGACCGCCGAAUCCAACAAUGCGGCAGCGGAUGCACUGAGUGUGCUGGAUUUGCUCCUUCAAGAAGGCCAUUUGGUCACGACCCAAGAUUACCAGCGUAUCCUGGCGAUCUGUACUGCUGACCACCACGAAGACGGGGCUCUGCGCAUUUUGCAAGCUCUGCGCCCAUUGACCAACAUUGCUUCGGACACGUAUUUACAUUGGCUCUCGCGGUCCGCCAUGGUCUGGCGUGCGGACAUCUUUUUGGCAUUGCUACAGGAAAUGCGGUUGGCAAACAUCGAGCCGCGCAUUCCAUCGUUGACUUCGCUGGAAGUGGGCCGUAAAGAUCCUGCGUUGACCGUUAUGGAGGGUGUCCGCGCUGUUGGUCUUGACCCUUGCUUUGCCAUGUCGGCCGUGUACGAGUCGAUUGCGAAAGCCAUCGGGAAGGAUCGCCGGGACGGGGGCGUCACUCGCAGACAGCGGGAAGCCGCGUUGGAAAAGUUUGGGACAUUGCGGGUGCACAAACUGGAUUGGGAAGUGCAGCCGAUUCCGCAGCUUUUGGAAACCCAAGCUGCGGGCCUGCUCCUCAAGAAAGAAACUUUCCAGCGUCUCAAGUACCAGCAAGUGACCCGGGUGGAGUCGUACUUGAACAUGCUUCCUAUCACGACCAACGUGACGUUGAACCUGCGCAAGCAACUCCUUCGAAUGUCGUUGCUUGUCAACACACAUCGCGUCAAGCGCAACAAGUACUUGAUCCUGGGCGAAUACGAACGUGGCAAAUCGCUCAUUGAGUUGAGCACCCACCACAACUACCCACCCGUGUCGCUCAUGCGGAUUAUUCUCGAAGCCCGUGGCCUCAGCCCUCGAGCCAUCAAGAAUGCGUUGGCGGCUCCUGGCGACCUCACCCCCCGCGACAACAACGAAUUGAACCGUGCCAAGCUGAAUGACUCGAUUCAUCGCAACGACCCGCUCCUGGACUUGCCUGACUACACUUCGUCUUCACUCGAAACCACGUUGAUGCACUACAUUAUCUCCAAGGGCAUCCGCGUCAAAACGCAAGCGGAAUUGGCCAUCGACCAAGAAAAGAUUUAUGGCAGGCCGGUGAUUUCCCCGGAUUUGCUUUUGCUGGACCCAGUCCUGAUCAACGGUGUUCCCGUUCGUUGGAUCGAUGCCAAGAAUUACUACGGCGCUCACAUUGUGAACAAGCGCUUGAUUGCCAAGCAGCUGGCAUCUUAUGUGAAGGAAUGGGGCCCUGGCGCCGUCGUGUACGGGAUGGGGUAUAGUGACAUGAUGUCGAUUCCUGGCGUCGUCUGCCUCGACAUGACCCCGAUUCCGAAAACGUCGUGGGGCAAGUUCAAAAUGGUGUCAAAGUCGUAUAUGCACACGUUCCGCAACUUGUUUCGGUGGGCGCCGCACCUGGGCAGUGAAUUGACCCAAGAGUACCCGACGUCCAACGACUUGACCGAAGUUCGACGGGAAAAAGGAGCUCAAGAGCGGUUGGAGCGUCCUUCCAAGCCGUAGAAAGAAGAGCCCUCAGGCCAUCGUAUUAGAUAACACCACCACAUGGUCCAAGUGUUGUGCGCUGCGUGUGUCGAAACUUAAAGGGUUUCAUUCGCUCCACUGACGUGGCCGCUUGUCUGAAGUGUGCGACCUUUUCAUAGCUGCGGCUUA
Messenger RNA from Aphanomyces invadans, 2469 nucleotides. RefSeq lists its product as hypothetical. Gene Ontology annotation, molecular function: protein binding. The record is from RefSeq and is a predicted model, not a curated record. NCBI's taxonomy places the organism in Eukaryota, Oomycota, Saprolegniomycetes, Saprolegniales, Verrucalvaceae. Bases 34 to 2319 code for a protein of 761 amino acids. The transcript has 7 exons.